AUGGCUCGAACCAUCACCAUGAUCUUCCUCUUAGCCACGCUGCUGAUGGCAGCUACGACUGUUUCAGGACAGGGACCACAGAUUCCACUGGCUCCUAGUCCUGCAGUCAACGAGGUAAUGAACUGUGCCGCGGGUUUGGCUAUUUGUGUUCCGGCCAUGACUCAGGGAGGACCUUUGUCGCCUGAUUGCUGCACCGCCUUGGAGACUGCUAUGAAAACGCAGCUACCUUGUCUUUGCGGACUUAUCAAAAGCCCUAUGUUGUUGGUCCCUUUCAAUGUCACUGUCUUCAACGCUCUUCUCUCCCAAAGUUGUGGACACACCGCCGAUCCUAACUUGUGUUCCGAAACUACCGCUCAAGCUCCUUUGCCGCAGACAAAGGCACCAAGUCCAGUACCAACCAAAUCUGAGAAGGAUGCUGCAAGCAAAGUCGCAAGAACAGGCUUGGUCGGAAUCGUCUUGAUCACGAUCGCUUUAAUGUUUUAA
Capsella rubella is the source of this 483-nucleotide messenger RNA. RefSeq names its product non-specific lipid transfer protein-like 1. The record is from RefSeq and is a predicted model, not a curated record. The transcript has 3 exons. Bases 1 to 483 code for a protein of 160 amino acids. NCBI's taxonomy places the organism in Eukaryota, Viridiplantae, Streptophyta, Magnoliopsida, Brassicales, Brassicaceae.